This is a messenger RNA of Candida dubliniensis CD36, 939 nucleotides long. RefSeq names its product Ccc1p (gene CCC1). Gene Ontology annotation, biological process: intracellular manganese ion homeostasis. Gene Ontology annotation, cellular component: fungal-type vacuole membrane. The transcript has a single exon. Bases 1 to 939 code for a protein of 312 amino acids. The record is from RefSeq and is a predicted model, not a curated record. Lineage: Eukaryota; Fungi; Ascomycota; Pichiomycetes; Serinales; Debaryomycetaceae. Gene Ontology annotation, molecular function: iron ion transmembrane transporter activity; manganese ion transmembrane transporter activity.
AUGUCCCUUGUUGCAAUAAAAAACGGUAUAUCGAAACUUGUACUGAAAAAAGAUGCCUCCGAUGCUGAACUUGAAAGAGUGGAAAGAUUAAUAGAUAGCAAUCAAAUUCCGUAUGGAUCAACCGACAGUAACGAUGAAAGAGCUCAACAAAUUGCCAGAGAAGAAGCUAUCAUUCAAGCUGCUGCAUCGAUAUCAGCAGCAUCAUCUAGCGAAAACAAGGAAGGUGAAGGAGUCGACAGCAUUACUGCAUUUUUCAAUACUUUUGACCCAAGGGUUAUGUCAGAUAUCAUUAUUGGGUUGUCUGAUGGAUUGACUGUCCCAUUUGCAUUAACGGCUGGUUUAUCAUCAUUAGGUGAUUCCAAAUUGGUUAUUACUGGUGGUAUGGCUGAAUUGGUAUCAGGGGCCAUUUCCAUGGGAUUAGGUGGUUAUUUAGCAGCAAAGUCAGAAUCCGAAUAUUACUUUAGUCAAGUUAAAAAGGAAAAAUUGGAAUUCUUCAAGAAACCAGAGGCAAUUAACCAAGAUGCCGCAGAGAUUAUGUUUGAAUUGGGGGCCAGUGAACAAACUAUAAUAUCAUUUUUAAAAGAUUUGGAUGCAAAACCAAAAAAUUUAAUAGAUUUUGUCAUCAGAUACGGUAAGGGUUUGGAAGAACCAGCAGCAGGUAGAGAAUUAACAUCAGCUCUUACAAUUGGUGCCUCAUAUUUCCUUGGUGGGUUUGUGCCAUUAUUGCCAUAUUUUUUCACUAAAGAAGUAGGUACUGGUUUAAUAAUAAGCGUGGUGGCAAUGUUGGUGGUGCUUAUGUUAUUUGGUUAUUUCAAAUGUAGUAUUUCCAUGGGUGAAGGUUGUCCAAAUCAUAAAAAAUUUGCUGCUGGUUUUGAAAUGGUUGUUGUUGGAUCAAUAGCAGCAGGUGCCGCUUGGGGAUUAGUGUUCUUGAUAGAGUAA